Messenger RNA from Penicillium antarcticum, 1674 nucleotides. RefSeq names its product FAD-binding oxidoreductase. Gene Ontology annotation, molecular function: D-lactate dehydrogenase (NAD+) activity; D-lactate dehydrogenase (cytochrome) activity; FAD binding. Gene Ontology annotation, biological process: lactate catabolic process. The record is from RefSeq and is a predicted model, not a curated record. NCBI's taxonomy places the organism in Eukaryota, Fungi, Ascomycota, Eurotiomycetes, Eurotiales, Aspergillaceae. The coding region runs from base 1 to 1674 and encodes 557 amino acids. The transcript has 7 exons. Gene Ontology annotation, cellular component: mitochondrion.
AUGAAUUUCGGAACACCACUCGCACUGCCUCCGGCCACAGACCAGGCUACCUUCAGGCGCUUCUUAGCCAGAGUAGCCGAUGUGGUUGGCCGCGAGAAUAUCCAAGUCGUGACCAACAAAGACGAACUAGAAGAUGGCUCCUACCACAACCAGCCCUAUACCCAUGACCCACAUCAUAUCCUCAACCAAGACCACUUUGUUGCAUCGGCUGUUGUCUGCCCCCGAUCAGUGCCUGAGGUUCAAGAUCUGGUGAAGCUCGCCAAUGAGUUCAGUAUACCACUCUGGCCAGUAUCGAUCGGACGCAACUCCGGAUAUGGCGGUGCGGCACCAAGACUCCGUGGUAGCAUCGUGAUUGAUAUGGGAAAGCACAUUCGCCGUAUCUUGGAGGUCAAUGUCGAGGGAGCUUAUGCGGUUGUCGAGCCCGGUGUGACUUUUGCGGAUCUUCAUCAGUAUCUGGUGGAACAUAACCUGAAGGACAAGCUGUGGAUUGAUGUUCCUGAUUUGGGCGGUGGAUCAGUAUUAGGCAAUGCGAUGGAAAGAGGCGUCGGUUACACUCCAUAUGGAGACCACUGGAUGAUGCACUGCGGCAUGGAAGUUGUUCUACCAAACGGAGAAUUAAUGCGCACUGGAAUGGGCGCUAUGCCGGAGCCUCGGAAGGCCGGCACGGUACCAGGGCGUCUGGAUGAGGAGCCUGGUAACAAAUGCUGGCAACUCUUCCCUUAUGGCUUCGGUCCCUAUAACGAUGGCAUUUUUUCGCAAAGUAAUCUCGGUAUCGCCACCAAGAUGGGAAUCUGGCUUAUGCCAAACCCUGGCGGUUAUCAGUCGUACUUGAUCACAGUUCCAAAGGAGGAGGAUCUUCGCAAAGCUGUCGAUAUUAUCAGACCCCUCAGACUGCAAAUGGUGCUCCAGAAUGUGCCAUCUAUUCGCCAUAUUUUGUUAGAUGCCGCUGUCUUAGGAUCAAAAGCAAGUUACACCUCAACCCAAGGACCUCUUGGGGACGAGGAGCUUGAUGCGAUUGCCAAGAAGUUGAAUCUAGGACGCUGGAACUUCUAUGGAGCCCUCUACGGACCGGAACCCACCAGAACUGCAUUGUGGGGCGUCAUCAAGCCAGCUUUCUCAUCAAUCGAAGGAGUCAAAUUCUUCUUCCCGGAGGAUAUCAACGAGAACUGUGUCCUACACACUAGACACAAGACUCUUCAAGGAGUUCCCACAUUCGACGAACUCAAAUGGAUCGACUGGAUUCCAAAUGGUGCUCAUCUAUUCUUCUCGCCGAUUAGCAAAGUAUCAGGCGACGAUGCCAUGCUACAAUACUCUGUCACGAAGAAGAGAGUCAUUGAAUCCGGCCUUGAUUUCAUUGGCACUUUCACAGUGGGAAUGCGAGAAAUGCAUCACAUUGUCUGUAUCGUUUUCAAUCGCAAGGAUGAAGACAUGAAGAGAAGAGCUCAUAACCUAAUCAAGGUUCUGAUCGCUGAUUGUGCCGCUCACGGUUGGGGAGAGUAUCGGACUCAUCUCGCGCUGAUGGAUCAGAUUGCAGGAACCUACAACUGGAACAACAACAUUCUGAUGAGGUUUAAUGAGACUAUCAAGAACGCUCUGGAUCCGAAGGGAAUUCUUGCCCCCGGGAAGAAUGGUAUCUGGCCGACCAAUUACGCACGAACUACCCACAAGUUGUAG